Messenger RNA from Protopterus annectens (West African lungfish), 1689 nucleotides. It is a transcript of the gene TM2D1, whose product is annotated as TM2 domain containing 1. Lineage: Eukaryota; Metazoa; Chordata; Ceratodontiformes; Protopteridae. The transcript is spliced from 7 exons. The coding region runs from base 51 to 635 and encodes 194 amino acids. The record is from RefSeq and is a predicted model, not a curated record.
CGACUCUAUCUUAUGCAGGCUUUUCGGUGUCACGUGAUUUUAUAGUCAACAUGGCUUCCUCCAGGAAGUAUUUUCGAACGUAUACAGUAGCUGUGCCGUUAGGAUUUUGUUUUAUUUUCUGUUGUAUCGUAGACAGCGUUGACCCUGGAGUGAGUAGAUGUGAAGAGCUACGAUUGGGACAAUAUAUUUGUGAAGACCCCAAAAUAGAUAAUGCAACACAAGAACCAGUCAACUGUACAAAUAAGACAGCAGUUGUGUCCUGCCUGCCUGCCCCAAACAUUACAUGUAAGGAUCAAAAUGGCACUGUAAGCCGUUUCACAGGAAAGGAGGUUGGAUUUUACAAAAACAUUUCCUGCCGUAAUGUAACUGGAUAUUCUUAUAAAGUAGCAGUGGCACUGUCUUUAUUUCUUGGAUGGCUUGGAGCUGACAGAUUUUAUCUUGGAUACCCAGCUUUGGGUUUACUAAAGUUUUGCACGGUUGGCUUUUGUGGGAUUGGAUGGUUGAUUGACUUCAUUUUCAUCUCCGUGCAAAUUGUUGGACCUUCUGAUGGCUCUAGUUAUAUAAUAGACUAUUAUGGAGCGAGGCUUACAAGACUCUCCAUUACCAAUGAAACAUUUAGAAAAACCCAGAUGUAGUUUUGAAGACCAGAGAUGCAGAAACUAUAAAUUUCUUCUACAAAAUGUUUUGGAAGAAUGAUCUUAGUCCAUGGAGAAAUGCUGCUGUUUUCACUGAUGGUUAAGUAUUCAGAAGAGGUGUGCCAAGGACACAGGAAUGAAUACAAAUGACAUUAAUGUUUACUUCAUUAAUGAAUAAAAUUGUAUCAGUGCUUUGUAUUGAUAUGGUCUUUUUCCUAGACUUGGAGCGUUGAUCUUCACUGGGGAAAAAACAUGUUUAUCCCCAAAUUGUAAAGGAGGCUUUCCUUCAGUAAAGUAUUUUGCCUUGUCUUCAGUCAUGUGUGUGUCCAUAAACAGGCUGUGAUAAUUUAUCACAGAAUUUUAUAACAUACCCUUAUUUUCUCUGUUUAUUUUGGAGUUCUUUUAUCAGAAAAGUGUAUGUGUGGGGAGGGGGGGGGGGUGUUAAAGAAAAAGUUAAAGCUAAGAAACAGGUUUUCAAAACGUGAGCACUGUGAAGUUUUUGCUUUCCAUUGCAGCAAGGGAUCUGCUGUUUUCAAUGAGCGUUUUUGAGCUGAGUCCAGUAGAAAAUAUUACAUUUUCAUUGUUAUUAUUUUAAUGCAAUUGUUAAAAUGUGUGAACCCACUGUGGACAUGUCUCUUUUCAAGGGUGACCCAGGGACAUGGACAUGUCUCUUUUCAAGGGUGACCCAGGAACACGGUCGGGUUAAAUGACUUUCUUAAAAUCAGACUGUAGACAAAUGUAGGUGGAAAGAGUUAGAGUUAAAUCCUGUAACCUUGGGUAAAGAAGCAGCUCAUUAACAGUACAGGGCCUUAAUACCGUGUGCAAACUGCCAUACAUUUCCCUAUUUUGAUCUUCUACUGUCUCACCUUCAUUAUCACUUCUCUCCACAUUUGACCUUCCCAUUGUUUCUGCUACCCAUACUCAGGGCUGUGGAAAUGCAGGUGACUGGUGGCUGGAUGUCAUGUUACAGCCACUGGAUAUUUUUCAUUGCAGGCUUCUCUCCUGCUGGUGGUUACUGAAUAAGUUUAUGUGCAACAAUAUCUCCUUCAAGGAA